Oncorhynchus masou masou (cherry salmon) is the source of this 5965-nucleotide messenger RNA. Its product is annotated as BMP-2-inducible protein kinase-like. Gene Ontology annotation, biological process: protein phosphorylation. The coding region runs from base 915 to 4808 and encodes 1297 amino acids. The transcript has 16 exons. Gene Ontology annotation, molecular function: protein kinase activity; ATP binding. Lineage: Eukaryota; Metazoa; Chordata; Actinopteri; Salmoniformes; Salmonidae. The record is from RefSeq and is a predicted model, not a curated record.
GUACACCACCAAUCAUAACAAUAGGAGGGUGACGGACAACGCUGGGUUAGGUUGUCUACUGUCUGAUUGGGAAAUAACAAAACCAAAAACCACACGUUAGUGCUGCUGAGAGUCGGAAGUUUUACCGAGGGGGCUGGGGACGAAGACACAAAUACAACUGAAUCGGACGCGACAUUUAUUGCAGUGCGGUUAUUCCCCUGUCGAGGUGGUGGCUACAAGCUAACGUUAGUGAAGACAGUCAGCGAGCAAACCAUCAACCAAGUGCCGUGGAGAAGUCGGGGGCUGAGAUAGUGGAAAGAAGUGUUUGGUGGUGUUUCUUCGACAAUAGUCUGACAAAGGGGCAGUCAAGACAAAAUUGUGGCUACUAUUAGCGAGACGAAGCCACAGACCGUGUUCAGCACCGGGUAGCGUCCCAUAUGCUUGGUGGUGUGUAUCAUACCUUGUUGGACUCGGGUUUUUUGAAGCGUCUGCUAAAUGUCUGUAGACUGUCGGGUGCAGCAACGCCUGCAUGUAUGUAUGCUAGCUAGUUAGCCACUGUAGCUAGCCCGUUGAUAUCAUUACAUUUGACUCUGUUAGCCAGCAACGUUGAGCUCGUUUCAACGUCGAAACUAAAACAAACAACAACAAAAAAAUAACAUUUUGUCUUAUUCUUGAGACACCGCUGUUAACUAACCGUGCGAACUAGUGAAAAAAAAAGAGCAACAUUUCCUCUGAUAGCUACGCCUUGCUGUGUCAUGUCAUUCAAGUUGUAAGUGAAGUCCUUUCGGAAGAGUAUGCAGGACAAGAAACGAUUUGGGAUAAGUAUAUAGCAAAAAAGGGGACAGUGAAAUCGUACAUUGAUUGAUUGAAGUUCAUAUCGGCUGCCCCUCCAAAAACAAAAAAAGACUGCAUUUGGAGGUCAAAAGGAAGCCAGAAUGAAGAAGUUCUCCCGAAUGCCGAAGUCUGAGAGUGGCGGGCUGGGAGGGGGGUCCGGCUCCGGACUCAGCAACUACUUCGGGAAAGUGUUCGGCGUGGGCCGGUUUCAAGUCACCGUGGAAGAACUCAUAGCUGAAGGCGGUUUCUCUGUGGUGUUCCUGGCCCGGACACAGAGUGGCAUGCGCUGCGCUCUCAAGAGGAUGUAUGUCAACAACGUCCCUGACCUCAACAUCUACAAGAGAGAGAUCACUAUUAUGAAAGAGCUGUCAGGUCAUAAGAACAUAGUGAACUACCUGGACUCUACCAUCAACUCUGUAGGGGACAGUGUCUGGGAGGUCCUUAUCCUCAUGGAGUACUGUAAAGCUGGUCAGGUAGUGAAGCAGAUGAACCAGCGUCUCCAUACAGGGUUUACGGAGCCGGAGGUGUUGACCAUCUUCACUGAUACCUGUGAGGCUGUGGCCAGGCUGCAUCAGUGUAGAACCCCUGUCAUACACAGGGACCUGAAGGUAGAGAACAUCCUCCUCAGUGAUAAUGGGAGUUAUGUUCUGUGUGAUUUUGGAAGUGCUACUCACAAGGUGCUGCUCCCACACAAAGACGGAGUGACCGCCGUGGAGGACGAAAUCAAGAAGUACACGACCCUGUCUUAUCGAGCUCCAGAGAUGAUCAACGUGUACGCAGGGAAGGCCAUUACCACCAAGGCUGAUAUCUGGGCUCUUGGUUGCUUGUUGUACAAGCUGUGUUUCUUCUCGCUCCCGUUCGGGGAGAGUCAAGUUGCCAUAUGUGAGGGAACCUUUGUCGUUCCCGACAAUUCCAAAUUCUCCUUCAAGUUGCACUGCUUAAUCAGAUAUAUGCUUGAGCCUGACCAUGAGAAGAGACCAGACAUCUAUCAAGUGUCCUACUUUGCCUUCAAGUUAGCUGGAAAGGAGUGCCCUGUGCCAAAUCUCUUUAGCUCCCCUCUCCCUACGUCACUCCCUGAGCCACUCACAGCCAGCGAGGUUGCUGCUAGGAAGAGCAUGACGAAAGCCAGAAUCACAGAGUCUGCGGGACCAACGGCAACUUCCAUCGCUCCGAGACAGAGACCCAAGGCUGCCAACAGUAAUGUGAUACCCAUCCCUGUAGCCAACACAGCUGUCACCCCUAUAGCCACGCCCACCGCUGCCACGCCCAUCGCCGCUGCCACGCCCAUCGCCACCACGCCCAUCACCCCUACAGCUGUGCCUUCUGUAGCCGUCAGCAAUGGGCAGAAAGCUCCAACACCUGGUAACAGCCAGCCGGUUGCUCCACAGCCCCAGACAGCCAACAGGGUCCUCCAACAGCUGCAGCCUGGAGACCUGCGUCUGCAACAACAUCUCCAUCCUGUCCAUCCACAGCAGCUCCAAUACCUUCAGUACCAGCAGGCUCUUCAGCAGCAGAUGAUGAUACAGCCCAUGUAUCAGCAACAACAGGCCCAGGCACAGGCCCAGGCCCACUACGUAGCAAUGAUGCACCAGUACCACCAGGCCUUUGCACAGCAGCAGCAACAUCAACUACAACUCCAUCAACAACAACUACUACAACAACAGCUACAACAUCAACAGCAUUCCACCCAGCAGCCCACUGUGACCUCCCCGCUAGAGUUCCAACAUCCUUUGGGCUCUUUUAUCCCGGCUGGAUCUGGGGUCAGCCCUGGGGUCAGCCCUGGGGUCAGCCCUGGGGUCGUGGCAAUCGGGGCUGGAAAUGUGACACCUUCCCCUGUUGAGGCUCUAUACACCAGUAGAAACCCUCUGGUGGACCUAAAGGAGACCACCCCUCCCCCCCGGACCCAAGCCCAGACCCUGGUCGCCCCCCAGAGCCACCCUCCUGACAUGUCUCGCUGGAACCCCUUCGGAGAGGACAACUUCUCCAAACUAACAGAGGAGGAACUUCUGGACCGCGAGUUCGACCUCCUCAGAGCAAGUAAACCCGUGGAGAGAACCACUAGCAUGGAGGCAGACCGACCACUGCAGCCAAUCACCUCUGCCGCAACCGCCAAGCCCCUCCUCCCUGAAUACCUGUUUGGCUCCGCCCCCUUCCUGGCUAGCGCAGGUUCUAGUGUGGUGACAGAUCAGCCUAUUGAAGAGCUCAGUAUCCCGGCCGCUGCUCCUGUCCCUGUGGGCCAGCCAGCCCUUGAGGAACAGCGACAGCAACCUCCUGCCAAGGAGCACAAACCAAGCAGGACGAGAAACUCCUCUGACAGCGGCUCACAGACGACCCGCAAACCACCGGGCGGCGAAUCAGACAGCGACUUCGAGUCGGACCCUCCUUCCCCUAAGAGCAGCGAGGAGGAUGACGAGCCAGAGGAGGACGAAGGGCUGAACAGCGAGCAAGAGCAUGGAGAAUUCUUCAACGAACUGGAAAAUGUGGAGGAAAUGGAGACGCUGGGUCAGAGGCCUCUGUUAAUGGAAUCGGAGGAUUCGGAGGAUUACGACAAACACAGCUCCGACUCGGACUACGAGCCCAGGAAAGCUAAGGGAGGACGCUCAAAGAGGCUCCCAGGAGGUAAAGGAGGGGCAGUGGCUGCUGCAGCUACUGUCUCCCAUGAGGGAGGUCCGAGCGGGGAGUCGGACGCCACGCUGAUCAUGAUCACACCUUCUGAGUCGCCCGGUGUGGCUGCUGUUAGAGCUCCCCGUAGCGGUGGUGGAAUCAAGGACAUAUUUGGUGCCGAUGUGUUUUGCACGGUGCCUUUCUUUCCCCCUGUGGCGUCCCCCACAGAAAGAGCAGACAUCUUCUCCGCGGCUCCCUUCAGGCAGGUGAGCCAGGAGGCCGUGGCCAGCCAAGCCAGGAGGCCAACCAGCCCAGCCAGGAGGCCAACCAGCCCAGCCAGGAGGCCAACCAGCCCAGCCAGGAGGCCAACCAGCCCAGCCAGGAGGCCAACCAGCCCAGCCAGGAGGCCAACCAGCCCAGCCAGGAGGCCAACCAGCCCAGCCAGGAGGCCAACCAGCCCAGCCAGGAGGCCAACCAGCCCAGCCAGGAGGCCAACCAGCCCAGCCAGGAGGCCAACCAGCCCAGCCAGGAGGCCAACCAGCCCAGCCAGGAGGCCAACCAGCCAAGCCACGGAGGAGUUUGACGUCUUCACAAAAGCUCCGUUCAGCCGGAAUCUCUCGAAAUCUGGCAAGACCGGAAGCAGCGAUGUCUCUAUGGGUCAGAACCCGCCUGUGUCCCCUGAGAUUAUCGACCCGUUCGGCUUCUCCCCCUUCCAGCCCGGCCCCACGGCCCCGCCACCAACCACCUCCAGGAGCGCCGAGGACAUCUUCCAUCCGGCCUUCGACGAUUUGACCAGUCCCCAGCAGCAGAGGCUAAAGCAGCGCAGCCUCCAAAAGCUGUCUUCGCGGCAGAGGAAGCUCUCUGGCAGCACCGACGGCGGCGGCAAGCGCCACCACGGUACGCCUACCGGCGGCCGCAAGAGCAACAAGCCCAGCUUCCGAACCCCCGAGCGCGUCCGCCGGCACAAGAAGGUCGGCAGGCGGGACUCCCAGAGCUCCAACGAGUUCCUCAGCACGUCAGACUCCAAGGAGAACAUCGGCGUCGGCGGCGUAACGAUGACCGACAAAGACAAAGGGUCUUCCCUACCUAGCCUUCCUAGUGAGGUCGACCCCAUCUUGGACCCAUUUGGUGCCAAACCUUUCGGCCCUCAAGAUGGCAGCCGACUCAACCAGGGCCAGUACCAAGGUCUAAUGGACGGCAAGACAGACGUAGUUUCGGCCAACGGCAGGCCUCAGACCAGCUCCCUCCACGGGGCGCUGGGGGUUGGGAACAUCAUGGAUGACUUUGGGGCGGUGCCCUUCACAGAACUGGUGGUUGGACAGCAGCAGCAGCCGUCUCAGCUCGUGGAGCUGGAUCCUUUUGGAGCUGCUCCUUUCCCCUCCAAACAGUGAAUGUCUCACUCGUCUUCCCGCCACAAACACACUCGUGCUCGUCUUUCUCUAUCACGUCGCUGUGUUACGCCAAGCCUAUGCAGUCCCCAGGGGGGUAAAUUCCCAUCCAAAGGAUGGCAGCUCGAUCGGUGGUGUGGUAGUUGAUUAUCUUUUCAGCCAAAUGAAACGACCAGCAACGACUAAGUGUUUCCAAUGCUUUUGUUUUUUCCUUCUCAAAAAUAUUUUUAACACGCUAGUAACUGGAUAUUGGGAUUAACAAAACCAACCUGUGGAGUAUGGAUGAUUUAUUUCAGGUUCGGUAUGCAUCUACUUCUGCCGGUACCUGUUUUCUAACAAGCCUUUUAUGCUGCAUCGCAUCAAGACAUUUUAACAGGAUUGGCGAUUGAUACCGGUUUCACUCAAGAUCACACUGUGACAAACAAGCUCGCUCAGUGUUCCGACUGGUUGAGUUGCUGCAAAAAACAACAAAUACUGUUAUGUGUAGAUAUAGUGGCCUCCUUCAAGAUCUACCAAUAAGAUUUGAUUAAUUUAGCACCAUAACGCCUUAUGGGCAUGGCUCUGCCCUACUGCACAGUACCUCGGAAACCAUUGGCUAAGCAAAUGACACAAAAGGGCAACGUUAGCCAACAGAAUGAGUCGUUUCAGAGUAGGCAUUUACCACUGUAUUAUUUCACCUUACAUAGACCCUUUUCUAUGCAUAUUUUUACAUUUAGAGUCGACUUAGACACAGCAAUAAAUGUUUUUGGUUUUGUAAUUUUUUAUUGCAUUUAAUACUAGAACGAAAGGGAUUUUGGUUCUGUUUUAAAGAUGUCUUUUCUUCUUCUUCAUGAUUUAAGACCAUUUCAAUGUUAGGUUUGUUUCUAUACUUUUAGCAUUACAACCGUGUCAGUAAAUUAAAUUCUGUUCUAUUUUAAAAAGUGAUGUUAUUUUACCUUAACCCAAUUUUUGAAUGAGAGGAAGAACACAACUGUUCUCCUACGUGGUGACACUGAAUCUACCGAUUAUCUGACUUACUUCCACCUCUUCUUAGUCCUGAAACAGACUCUCUCGUCGAUUUGGUAACACAAGCCAUGCAUUCAUAGAGGGAGAGUGAGUCUAAAGAAGUACAAUGUAUUAGAAUCAGUUUGUGUUCAAAUUAAAUGCACUUUCAGCAUCAA